CUUUAAAGAGGUAGUACGCGUAAUAAAGCAGAAGGCGAACCUUAGAUAUAGUACAUCAAACUUUGUUGUUUAUAUAGGAUAAGUGCGAGUAUCUCAAUCUGUUUCUUGAUCCAAAGGUAACAGUCCUUUACUCAUCAAUAUUUCAUUUGAAUAUGCAUUCGAAGAAUUAUCAAACGCCCAAAGGUAAAGAUGAUUUAAUAGGUAUUAUCCCUUCAAAAGAGUCUUCAAAAGACAAGAAUGCACUCGACGAUUCGUUUGAAAAAAUCGAAUUGCACUUAAUGCACGUGGUCGGCUCUAAAGAGCGGAAAAUUGAGGAAGCCGCGUGUGAACGUGAAGCGGAUAAUGAAGGCAAGGAGAGGGACGCAUGGAGCAGCAAGUUCCAGUACAUCCUCGCCCAGGUGGGCUUCUCAGUGGGCCUUGGCAACGUCUGGAGAUUCCCAUAUUUGUGCCAGAAAAACGGAGGCGGAGCCUUUCUUUUGCCCUACGUCAUUCUUCUUUUUCUGAUUGGGAUUCCACUGUUCUUCCUGGAGCUGGCUGUGGGCCAGCGCAUGCGCCGAGGCAGCAUCGGCAUCUGGAACUACAUCAGCCCUCGACUGGGUGGCCUCGGCUUUGCCAGCUGUUUGACGUGCCUUUUCGUGGGUCUUUAUUACAAUGUAAUCAUCGGAUGGAGCGUGUACUACCUCUCCCAGUCGUUUACUAAAAAUCUGCCUUGGCAGCACUGUCCGGUAAUCGAAGGAAAUGUGGUGCCUGAGUGCGAGAAGAGCUCGGCCACCACCUACUACUGGUACCGUGAGGCUCUGAAUAUAUCCGACACCAUCUCCGAGAGUGGAGGAAUCAUUUGGAAGAUGGCACUGUGCCUAAUGGGUGCUUGGGUCAUGGUGUGUCUGGGCAUGAUCAAAGGCAUUCAGUCUUCAGGGAAGGUGAUGUACUUCAGCUCCCUCUUUCCCUAUUUGGUGCUAUUCUCUUUCAUGGUGAGAUCACUCCUACUGGAAGGUUCUGUGGACGGCAUCAUCCACAUGUUCACCCCCAAGGUGGAGAUCAUGCUGGAUCCUAAAGUUUGGCGUGAAGCUGCUACGCAGGUGUUCUUCGCUCUCGGCCUAGGUUUCGGCGGAGUCAUUGCCUUCUCCAGUUUCAACAAGCGCAACAACAAUUGCCAUUUUGAUGCCAUCCUCGUUCCCUUCAUCAACUUCUUCACAUCUGUGUUGGCCACAGUGGUGGUGUUCGCCGUGCUCGGCUUUAAAGCCAACGUCAAAAACACGGCCUGUGUCAACUUAAACACAGAAAAGAUUGUUGGAUACGUGGGGAACGAUGUAAGCCCUGAUUUAAUUCCGACUCACAUCGACUUAACUAGUAUGACUGCAGACAGCUACCAUGAGCUGAUCAAAAUUUUCCACGACUCAAUGGGGGACGGUUACGCUGGCCUGGGCCUGGAUCCCUGUGAUAUAAAAGAAGAGCUUAACCAGGCAGUGCAGGGAACAGGACUCGCUUUCAUCGCCUUCACCGAGGCCAUAACCUUCUUCCCUGUCGCUCCUUUCUGGUCAUUCAUGUUCUUCUUCAUGUUGCUGAACUUGGGGCUGGGCAGCAUGUUCGGCACAAUUGAGGGGAUCAUCACACCGCUCGUGGACACUUUUAAAAUUCGCAAAGAAAUCCUGACUGUCGGUUGCUGUUUGCUGUCGUUCUUUGUUGGUCUAAUUUUUGUCCAGCGAUCAGGCAACUACUUUGUGUCCAUGUUUGACGACUACUCUGCUACGCUGCCCCUCCUCAUCGUGGUCUUAAUGGAAAACCUAGCUGUAGCCUGGGUCUAUGGCAGUGACAAGUUUUUCGAAGAUCUAAAGCAGAUGCUUGGUUUCGCGCCAUACCGUAUUUAUUACUACAUGUGGAAGUAUAUUACUCCUCUGCUACUUCUUGUUUUGCUGAUUGCUAGCGUCGUCCAAAUGGCCAUGAGUCCUCCCAGUUACACUGCCUGGAUCCAGGAGGAGGCCAAGGAGCAGUCAGUCCUUUAUCCUCCAUGGGGCAUGGCUAUGUGCUUCCUACUUUUCAUCUCUGCUAUAUUGCCCAUCCCCGUGGUGUUCAUCUUCAAAUAUUUUAAGUUGUGCAGCAAAAACAACAGGUCCUCAGAACAUAAUAAUAAUACAGACAGUCAGACAGACGCAAAUCUGACUGAUUAAGACAAUUCACAUUGUCUGCCUUAGGGCUUACAUGGAACAGAACAGUUCAUUUGCCAGCCCAUGGCACCUGUGCAUCAGGUUAACAUUAAAUGUCAUGUACAUACUAUUUCUUCAAUCAAAUUUUCUCCACAUAUCAUGGAGUCAUGAAACUGUUUUUCAUAUUGAAGACAAAUUCGUAGGGCAAAAUAUAGAUCAUAUUUUGCACGUCAUUACUUUUUCAUGUCUCCUCUGAGCAAUAGAGACCUUUAACCUGCAUUUCAGGUCUCUAAAAACAGAGCAUCACUAACAGUGACUGCCUUUAGUCCAAUCACUAACAUCGCUAAAUGUUCUGUAAGCAUAAAAUGUGAAUGUGAUGUUUGAUGUUGCACCAGGGUUCUGGAGAAACGUUCUCAUAUGGUUGAAAUGGCAAUUAAAGCUUGACUUGAAAUAAAACGUGCAAUAUUGCAUUUGUUUGGUAAAA
This is a messenger RNA of Silurus meridionalis, 2628 nucleotides long. RefSeq names its product solute carrier family 6 member 15 (gene slc6a15). Gene Ontology annotation, molecular function: proline:sodium symporter activity. Gene Ontology annotation, biological process: L-leucine transport; sodium ion transmembrane transport. Gene Ontology annotation, cellular component: plasma membrane. Bases 153 to 2168 code for a protein of 671 amino acids. The transcript is spliced from 12 exons. The record is from RefSeq and is a predicted model, not a curated record. NCBI's taxonomy places the organism in Eukaryota, Metazoa, Chordata, Actinopteri, Siluriformes, Siluridae.